GGUCGCGCCCGAGCCCGAGCCAGAUCCCACAGUCGCCGCCGUCCCUCUGCCCGCCACAGCCGCAGAGGAGCCAGCCGCGCCGCGAGCCGGCGACGCAGGUGUCGGGCCCCGAGCGCCGAGCCUGGGAGCAUGAUCGUGGACGACGGCUGCGCCGGAGAGGGGCUGCUGGACGCGGCUGGCGACUGUGGUCUCAUGACCAGCCCGCUCAACCUCGCCUACUUCUUCGGCGCCUCGCCGCCCGCCGCUGCCGCCCCGGGCGCCUGCGACUCCGGCUGCGCUUCGUCGGGGCCCUCGGCUCCCGGCUCGCCUGCAUCCGACUCCUCCGACUUAUCCGCCUCUUCCGCGUCCUCCUGCGGGGCGGUCGAGUCCCGGCCCAGAGGCGGCCACCGCGCCGAGCGCCUCCAAGUGGAGCCCCAUAUGGGGGUUGGCAGGCAACAGAGAGGACCCUUUCAAGGUGUUCGUGUGAAGAACUCAGUGAAGGAACUCUUGCUGCACAUCCGAAGUCAUAAACAGAAGGUUUCUGGCCAAGCUGUGGAUGAUUUUAAGACACAAAGUGUGAACACUGAGCAAUUCCCAGAAUUGAAGAACCCAGUAUCAUACAGUGGGAAAAGGAAAGGACCUGAUUUUUCAACUGAUGGACCAGCUUGCAAAAGGCCACCCCUGUUGCAUACCCAGUUUCUGACACCACCUCAAACACCAACGCCUGACGAGAGCAUGGAAGAUGUUAAUCACGAUGAAUCUAAACCGGACAGCAGUGCUGAUCUGCUUCAGAACAUUAUAAACAUUAAGAACGAAUGCAGCUCAGUUUCCCUGAACACAGUCCAAGUUAGCUGGAUGAGUUCUGUGGUACCCCAGAGCUCCCCCCGAGAGCAGUGUCAAGACUUCCAUGGAGGGCAGGUCUUCUCUUCACCUCAGAAGUAUCAAGUGUUCCAAGUCAGCAGCUCUGCACAAGUGAUGGACCAGGCCUCCAUGUACCAGUAUUCUCCACAGAGCCAGAACAUAGAGCAGCAGCAGCAGUACACCCACAACCCAGCUCUGGAAUAUAGCCCUUACUUUACAACUUCCCAGUCCCCCAGCUGUGAACCAAAUCUCUCUGACAGUCAAGAACCACAGUUCUGUCCAAACCAAAGUUUCACAUCUCUCCUAAGUGGUCAUGGGGAAUCUGAGAAUAUUGCUGUUCCCAUUCAGACUUCCCUCAGUGUCCAGCAGCAGAAUGAUGCUCACUUGCAGAACUUCAACCUGAUCUCAGACAGUGCCUGUGGGUCCAUGGGGGCACACAGUACAGGCUGUACCUCUUUAAGCACUUCACUGCCAUUCCCGAACAUCAUCGGAAGUCCAAUGAACACCACUCAGUUAGGGAAGUCAUUUUUUCAGUGGCAAGUAGAGCAAGAAGAAAGCAAGUUGGCAAAUAUUUCUCAAGACCAGUUUCUUUCAAAGGACGCAGAUGGUGACACUUUUCUCCAUAUUGCUGUUGCCCAAGGGAGAAGAGCACUUUCCUAUGUUCUUGCAAGAAAGAUGAAUGUACUUCACAUGCUAGAUAUUAAAGAGCACAAUGGACAGAGUGCCUUUCAGGUUGCAGUGGCUGCCAAUCAGCAUCUCAUCGUGCAGGAUCUGGUAAACCUUGGGGCCCAGGUGAACACCACAGACUGCUGGGGAAGAACACCUCUGCAUGUUUGUGCCGAGAAGGGACACUCCCAGGUGCUUCAGGCGAUUCAAAAGGGAGUAGUGAGGAGCAAUCAGUUUGUGGAUCUUGAGGCAACUAACUAUGAUGGCUUGACUCCUCUCCAUUGUGCAGUCGUGGCCCACAAUGCUGUAGUGCAUGAACUCCAGAAAAAUCAACAGCCUCAUUCACCUGAAGUUCAGGAGCUUUUACUGAAGAAUAAGAGUCUGGUUGACACCAUUAAGUGUCUGAUUCAAAUGGGAGCAUCAGUGGAAGCAAAGGAUCGUAAAAGUGGCCGCACAGCCCUGCAUUUGGCAGCUGAAGAAGCAAAUUUGGAACUUAUCCGCCUCUUUUUGGAGCUGCCCAGUUGCCUGUCUUUUGUUAAUGCAAAGGCUUACAAUGGAAACACCGCCCUCCACGUUGCUGCCAGCCUGCAGUACCGGGUUACACAGUUGGAUGCUGUCCGCCUGUUGAUGAGAAAGGGUGCAGACCCAAGUACCCGGAACUUGGAAAAUGAACAGCCUGUGCAUUUGGUUCCUGAUGGCCCUGUGGGAGAACAGAUCCGACGUAUCCUGAAGGGAAAGUCCAUUCAGCAGAGAACAGCACUGUAUUAGCUCCAUUGAUUUGGAGCCUGGUCGGCAACCCUCACUGUCAGUUAGGCAGUCCUAAUGUAUCUGUACAUAGACCAUUUGCCUUGUACUGGCAAAUGUAAGUUGUUUCUAUGAAACAAACAUAUUUAGUUCACUAUUGUAUAGUGGGUUAUAUUAAAAGAAAAGAAAUAUGUCUAAUUUUUUUUGGCAGAUUUGCAUAUUUCAUACCUAGGUAUUUGGGAUCUAGACAUUUGAAUUUGAUAUGCGUGGUAAAAUUACCUUAAAUUAACAGUAGUGUUUGGAUAGGAAAAGACUUUGAUUUGUGGUAUAAGGGCAUUGCUCAUGUAGCUAGUGCCAGUUGCAAAGCAGAAGAAUAGUAAAUGUUUCUUUAAGAAAAAAUGAAAGCAUUUGAAAGGGAAAAAAAUAAUCUGGAUAUAGGGCUUAGGGUUCUUUUGGCCUGGCACUUAUUGACAUUGACAAGUUUCUAGUCAUUGGACUAAAUGAAAAGGCAUCUUGGUUAGGAUUUGACCUUUGCAAACUGUAUGAGUUGUUACUUUUGUUUUUAAAAAUACUGUACAUAUUUGGUCAAUAACAUGGACGUUUGAAAUGUGUAAAUCAGUAAAUAGUAAAGAAAUGAACUGUCACUACUUUUUAAAAUUGUACACAUAUAAAGGAGCUAUUAGUUUGUAAUCACCCAACUAAAAUCUCUGUAGAUAUGGCAAAGGGGGACUUGGUCCCUAAUUAGCUGAAAGAACUACCAGUAUGUUUGAAUUGUAAAAUAUGCUUCUCAUGGAUUAAAAUGAGACACAUUGUUGUAGAUUAUUGCAUGUUUUUGAAGAGAAGUUCUUUAUGGCUUGCUUACCUUCUAGAAUUUAUAAGUUCUUUUGAAAUUUUGUUUUUUAUCUUUAUAUUGAAACAUGUCUUCCUAUUUUCAGUUGUCAAUUAAUGGUAAUGUUUCAUGAUGUUCAUCUUAUCAUUUAAAAAUGUUUUAUUUUUUGAAUGUUAAUUCUGUUAACAUUGUUUUGCUUAUGUCUGGUAUGCCCCAAGGAAUAUAUUUGGCUUGAUUGCACACUGAUUAUGAUAAAUAUGAUUAAUUAAAAGUAUUUUUUAAAAAAUGA
Molecule: messenger RNA, 3368 nt
Organism: Heterocephalus glaber (naked mole-rat)
Lineage: Eukaryota; Metazoa; Chordata; Mammalia; Rodentia; Bathyergidae
Gene: Nfkbiz
Product: NFKB inhibitor zeta
Biological process (GO): regulation of gene expression
Cellular component (GO): nucleus
Molecular function (GO): DNA binding; POU domain binding
Source: RefSeq, a predicted model, not a curated record